GCCAUGCCCCACCCGUCGUUUGCAUCUCGGUGUGGCAGUCGUGACCGACCUUUUUUGUUUACCCGACAUCCAUCAUUCCUGACACAAAUCAGGUUCCCGAUCAAUGUUUUCAUCCAUUUCACACGCUUUCUUUCCUCUGCUUUUCUCUGCUGCUGAAGAGUACCUGACGACCACAUGAUUCGCUUUCUAAAGAUUUCCAUCGAUUCGCAAUUUUCUCACCGAGCGACAAACUUGAGCGCUCCCCUCCAUCGAGCCACUUCCGGUACCUUAACAGGACAUAAAUAUGGACUCUCCACAUCCCGAACCUACUACCUCUCCGUACAACUUCGGCCUCGGCCACGACUUCAGGAUCGCCCUUAUCCCACCCUUUCUGUACUUCUUGAUAAGAGUUCUCUCUAGUGCAAUGCUCAAAGAUCACCCGCUUCUUCUCGACCAACCUUCCUACACAAAGAUGAUGAAGAAAGCUGCAACGGAUAUACAACCAACUGUGAUCCUCUUGGUUAUCUUCAUAAUCUGUUGCACCUGUCGCUAUCACAACUCGAAGCGGCACAAACUGCUCCGGGCCGCCAACAUGGAUCACACGGACCGCUCGCUUCGCGCCUUUCUCAAGCAUCAUCUCUUUGCUUCGGAUCCGGUCCUGCCGCCGGAUGAGUACCAUGUAACGAAACGCCAGGAGGCCAUGAGGCUGCUCUUCUUGGUGGUGAUCUCGGCGUUAUCCUGUCCGAUUAUCGACCAUUUGCUUUGGGACUGGGGGGCAUUUGUCAAGAACGAGUGGAUCUAUAAAGCCUGGAUAAUUUAUUCGGCGCUCAGGGUCUUUCAGAUUGGGGUGGUGUUUGGUAUGGAUGUACCGAUGGUGCUUUUGUGUAUAGACCUGCAGUGUUUGUUUACGGCGACAGCGACCGUGGCGCUGGCGUGGGUGACCUUUGGGGGAAGGUAUGGCGUGGUGGAUAUUUGGGAUAGGAGGAUUGAGAGGUGGGUGAAGGCUUUCGAAAAGGAGAGAUCUGAGGUGACGCUGGAAGAGUGGAAGAUUUUAUGGGAGAAGCAGAUUCUGGGGAUGAGCUUGAAGGCCGUUAAAGAUGAGGUGGAUAUGGACGAGAGGAACAACGAGUUGCUGACUUGGCGGAGGGGGAUGAAGGAGGGCAGGGGGUAUGGACCUGAUUAUUGGUUGCCGAGGGUAAAAGGAGCGGAAAGGCCGUUCCAGUAUUCGAACAAUGUGGAUGGGGACGCGAACCACCCUAGAGAUACUGCUCCUAAUCAUGUAUCUUGGUGUUGGGAAUGCAAGGCAUACGUUUAUGGCCAUGCAAGCCGAUGAUUUGGCCCGAAAGCAGCAAGGAGAGUUAUUCGGAGGCACCCAAUGUGUUGCUCACCGCACAAUUUGGACAAAUGCAGUGGUCACCAUAGACAAUCGAGCGAAUCGAAUCGAGGUUUUCUCAUG
Molecule: messenger RNA, 1435 nt
Organism: Neurospora hispaniola
Lineage: Eukaryota; Fungi; Ascomycota; Sordariomycetes; Sordariales; Sordariaceae
Exons: 2
Coding region: 284-1312 (342 amino acids)
Source: RefSeq, a predicted model, not a curated record